AUGGUAGAUAACAUUGUUCUGGAAAAUUUUAUUACUUACUUGAAAGUGAACAACAAAUUUGAUAAGAAUUACUCAGCUAACGGUGACUAUGCUGCUAAUUGGGAUGAUUUUAUUUUGAGUAGAGGUGAAGAAGCUAAUUGGGAUGAUUUUAUUUUGAGUAGAGGGGAAGAAACUUUAUUAUGUAUAUUAUCUACUGAAUCAGUUGAUGACAAUUUUUUUCAAGGUCACAUUUUAAACAGGAUUAAGGAGGAGUUAAUAAAAGUUAAGGUUAACAACGCAGAGAAAGAAAAAAUUAUUACUCAUCUGAAUAGUAAUUUAAAUCAAACAAAAUUUAUUGAAAAGCAAUUAAAGGAACUUUCUAACUUACUUUUUCUUGAUCAAUAUUAUAACUACUCAGUUAAAACAAGAAGUGAUUAG
Dentiscutata erythropus is the source of this 417-nucleotide messenger RNA. NCBI's taxonomy places the organism in Eukaryota, Fungi, Glomeromycota, Glomeromycetes, Diversisporales, Gigasporaceae. The record is from the annotation of a GenBank genome assembly.